AUGCCUGCACCCCUUAUUUCACCUGCUGAGAAGUCAUAUAUUGAAGAAGGCAUUCAACAAGAUUGUCGUGCAGAUGGUCGAGCUAGACUCGAAUAUCGUCACAUGAUUCUAGAAACAGGACUUUUAUCACAAGCAAGCGGAAGUGCACGAUGUCGUUUAGGAGAUAGUGACGUGCUUGUAGGUGUCAAGGUGGAAAUUGGUGAAAUUGAACAGAAUCAACCUAAUCAAGGGCGUAUUGUUUGUAAUGUGGAAUGCUCACCAAGUGCAUCUCAACAGUUUGAAGGACGUGGAGCAGAUGAAAUCAAUAACUCAUUGACAAUGGCUGUUGACAGGCUAUUUAACGGACCACAAAGUGGACUUGACCUUGAGAAAUUAUGUAUCAUACCAGGACAACAAUGUUGGAUUAUAUAUAUUGAUGCUAUGGUCAUGGAUGCCGCAGGCAAUUUAUUAGACUGCAUCGUCAUGACAGCGCGUGCUGCAUUAUAUAACACACGUAUUCCUAAAACCGAAAUUCAAGACUUGGGUGAAGGCGAAUAUGAAUUUGAAGUCAUGGAUGACGUGGAAGAUGCAGAGCCUAUUGUCGGUUGGGAGAAUUUGCCAAUCACAGUGACUUUAUACAAGAUUGCAGAUAGAUAUAUUAUUGACCCCACGAUUCUUGAAGAACUGUGUUCUCAAGUAACGUUAACAGUGGGCGUUAAUCGAAACGGAUCUGUUUGCAGCAUACAGAAAGGAGGAAAUGGCAGCAUUGAACCGAGCCUAUUAACAGAAAUGAUACAGACUGCAACUACUUUAGCAAAGCCUAUGCUGCAACAAUUGGAUGCUAAAUUAAUAGAAGAAGAAGAUCAGGUUCAAGAAAAGAGAAGAAAUGGACUGCCAGUUGAAAAGCUUGGAUUCUUUGCUUCUGUCAUUUAA
Rhizopus microsporus ATCC 52813 is the source of this 912-nucleotide messenger RNA. Its product is annotated as ribosomal protein S5 domain 2-like protein. The transcript is spliced from 4 exons. Gene Ontology annotation, cellular component: nuclear exosome (RNase complex); cytoplasmic exosome (RNase complex). The coding region runs from base 1 to 912 and encodes 303 amino acids. The record is from RefSeq and is a predicted model, not a curated record. Lineage: Eukaryota; Fungi; Mucoromycota; Mucoromycetes; Mucorales; Rhizopodaceae. Gene Ontology annotation, biological process: U5 snRNA 3'-end processing; U1 snRNA 3'-end processing; U4 snRNA 3'-end processing.